This is a messenger RNA of Penicillium argentinense, 1206 nucleotides long. Its product is annotated as endoplasmic reticulum-Golgi intermediate compartment family protein. The transcript is spliced from 3 exons. The record is from RefSeq and is a predicted model, not a curated record. Bases 1 to 1206 code for a protein of 401 amino acids. Gene Ontology annotation, cellular component: COPII-coated ER to Golgi transport vesicle; endoplasmic reticulum; endoplasmic reticulum membrane. Lineage: Eukaryota; Fungi; Ascomycota; Eurotiomycetes; Eurotiales; Aspergillaceae. Gene Ontology annotation, biological process: retrograde vesicle-mediated transport, Golgi to endoplasmic reticulum; endoplasmic reticulum to Golgi vesicle-mediated transport.
AUGAAUGGCUUUGACGAGAAGCGCCUCGACGAGGACGCGUUUGGCGAAAAGCCCAGCCUGUCUGGGUUGAAGACAUUCGAUGCAUUCCGUGGACUAACUUUCGAAUUCCUAGCCAAAACAAAAACCUCCUACACAACCCCCACCCAACGCGGCGGACAAUGGACCGUCCUCAUCCUCGCCGUCUGCACGCUCUUCAGCUUCCACGAGCUCCGAACCUGGUGGCACGGCACAGAAGCCCACCAUUUCAGCGUGGAAAAGGGCAUCUCGCACAACCUUCAGCUGAACCUCGACAUCGUCGUCAACAUGCCCUGCGACACCCUCCGCGUCAACAUCCAAGAUGCCUCAGGCGACCGCAUCUUAGCCGGCGACCUGCUUAACCGCGAAGACACGAACUGGGACCUGUGGAUGAAGAAGCGGAAUUAUGAGUCGCAUGGUGAACAAGAGUACCAAACACUUAGCCAUGAGGCGUCGGAGCGGUUGAGUGCGCAGGAGGAGGACGCGCAUGUUCACCAUGUUCUUGGGGAGGUGCGCCGGAAUCCGCGUAAGAAGUUUGCCAAGGGGCCUCGUCUGCGUUGGGGGGAUAAUAAGGAUUCUUGUCGGAUUUAUGGAAGUCUGGAGGGGAAUAAGGUGCAGGGUGAUUUCCAUAUCACGGCGCGGGGACAUGGGUAUAGGGAGUUUGCGCCUCAUUUGGAUCACUCGGUCUUCAACUUCUCCCACAUGAUCACCGAGCUCUCCUUCGGCCCCCACUAUCCAUCCCUCCUCAACCCGCUCGACAAGACCAUCGCCGAAAGCGACACUCACUACCACAAAUUCCAAUACUUCCUUUCCGUCGUCCCAACCCUCUACUCCAAGGGCCGCAAUGCGCUGGACCUGGUGACCACGGCCAAAGACAACUCCGUCCGCUACGACCGUAACACCAUCUUCACAAACCAGUAUGCGGCCACGAGCCAGAGCACUGCGCUCCCCGAGACCCCCGCGCUGACGCCCGGUAUCUUCUUCAAGUAUAAUAUCGAGCCGAUCUUGUUGCUGGUCAGCGAGGAACGGACCGGAUUCUUGGCGCUGGUUAUUCGCGUCAUUAAUACCGUUUCGGGGGUGCUUGUUACUGGUGGCUGGAUUUAUCAGAUUUCCAGUUGGGUUGGGGAGAUUAUUGGGAAGAGGAAACGGCAGUCGGAGGGUGUUUUGACUGGGAAGCAUUACUCAGAUUGA